Molecule: messenger RNA, 8521 nt
Organism: Falco peregrinus (peregrine falcon)
Lineage: Eukaryota; Metazoa; Chordata; Aves; Falconiformes; Falconidae
Gene: BACE2
Product: beta-secretase 2
Exons: 9
Coding region: 388-1944 (518 amino acids)
Biological process (GO): membrane protein ectodomain proteolysis; amyloid-beta metabolic process
Cellular component (GO): endosome; membrane; trans-Golgi network
Molecular function (GO): aspartic-type endopeptidase activity
Source: RefSeq, a predicted model, not a curated record
CGCCACUCGUACGGAAACUUUUCCCCCGCCGUGCCGUCACGGUCCGUUAGCGGGGCUGCGCUGGGCUGAGCCGAGCCAGGAAGUUUCUCCCCGCGGGCGCUGGCCCGGAGCAACUUUCCCGCAAGGUCCCGGGGCGGCCGCAGCCCCCCGCUGCCCGGGGGCCGUACGGGAGAAACGCGAGGAGGAGCUCGGUUCGGGGGAGGGGGGGAUGAAGCCGGGGCGUGGGUAAGCCGCUCCCUUCUUCUUCUUCUUCUUCUUCUUCCUCCUCCUCCUCCUCCCCUCCCCCUCCCCGCCCCGGCUGCUCCAGUCUGGCAGCCAGGCGGCCGCUGCCUCCGGCCGGAGCCGCUGCAGUUCGGAAGCGCCCCCGGCCCCCGCGCUGCCGCCGGGAUGGGGACGCUGCCGCCGGCUCCCAGUCUCCUGCUCCUCCUGGCCGGCGCCACGGGGCUCUGCCGGGCUUUCUUCUUCCUCCCGCUCCGUGUGUCCCAUCCGGCCGUCCCCGGCGGGUCUCCGCCAGCCCCGGUGGUGUUGCGGCCGGGGAGCGGCAGCCGGCAGCAGGACUCCCUUGGUGGCGCGGACGGCUUGGCCUUGGCCUCGGAUCCCGGCGGCACCCUCAACUUUUUAGCUAUGGUGGAGAAUCUUCAGGGGGACUCUGGCCGCGGCUACUACCUGGAGAUGCUGAUCGGGACCCCGCCGCAGGCGUUAAAUAUUCUGGUUGACACUGGGAGCAGUAAUUUUGCUGUAGCAGGUGUGCCUGAUGCUGAUGUCACCUCCUACUUCAAUACCGAGCUGUCAAGUACGUACAAAUCUCAAGGGAUUGAUGUUACAGUUAAGUACAGUCAAGGAAGCUGGAGUGGAGUGCUGGGUACAGAUGUCGUUACUAUCCCAAAAGGAAUCUAUGGCAGCUACACCAUCAACAUUGCUACCAUUCUUGAAUCAGAAAAUUUCUUCUUACCAGGGGUUAAAUGGCAUGGGAUUCUUGGUCUUGCCUACGAUGCUUUAGCCAAGCCUUCGAGUUCUGUGGAGACGUUCUUUGAUUCUCUUGUGAGGCAGGCAAAGAUCCCCAACAUUUUCUCCUUGCAGAUGUGUGGUGCUGGGCUGCCCGUUUCUGGAAGUGGUACCAACGGAGGUAGUCUUGUUCUGGGUGGAAUUGAACCAAGUCUGUACAAGGGUGAUAUUUGGUACACACCAAUCAAAGAGGAGUGGUAUUAUCAGGUUGAAAUUCUCAAACUGGAGGUUGGAGGACAGAACCUCAAACUGGACUGCAGAGAGUAUAAUGCCGAUAAAGCGAUUGUAGACAGUGGAACCACGCUCCUCCGUCUGCCCGAGAAAGUCUUCAGUGCUGUUGUGCAAGCAAUAGCUCGCACAUCCCUGAUACAAGAAUUCUCUUCUGGUUUCUGGACUGGUUCACAGCUUGCAUGCUGGGAUAAAACUGAAAGACCCUGGUCCUUAUUUCCCAAACUCUCCAUUUACCUGAGGGAUGAAAACUCCAGUAGGUCGUUCCGGAUCUCUAUCCUACCACAGCUUUAUAUUCAACCCAUCCUUGGAAUAGGAGAGAAUUUACAGUGCUACCGAUUUGGCAUCUCUUCUUCCACUAAUGCUCUAGUUAUUGGCGCUACAGUCAUGGAAGGCUUCUAUGUAAUAUUUGACAGAGCCCAGAGGAGAGUGGGCUUUGCAGUGAGUCCAUGUGCAGAAGUUGAUGGCUUUCCAGUAUCUGAGAUUGAAGGCCCUUUCACAACAGCAGAUGUUGCAAGCAACUGUGUUUCUAGCGUUUCUUUCCAUGAACCAGUGUUGUGGAUUGCCUCCUAUGCUCUUAUGAGCCUAUGUGGAAUUAUCCUCCUUGUACUGAUCAUCCUGCUGCUUAUUCCACCACGGUGUCAGCAUCGCUACACCGACAAUGACGUGGUCAAUGACGAAUCCUCCUUAGUGCGUCAUCGAUGGAAAUGAGAAACUUGAUUGUGAAACCUGGGACUUAAACAGAAUGAAGAACAAUACAAGGGGAAGAAGCCAAUGCCUCAGUCCUUUUUACGUUCAUUACAAAUUGCUGUUGAAAUCCCACCAAAUAUCCUGGAUCAUAACUUUUUAAGCUUUAUUUUCUAACACUGAUUCUGGACCAAAGCACUGUUAACCACCUCUUAAGUGCUAUGGUACUGGAUUUGCUACUGCAGUACAAUGAGCCUUUAUGCUCUCAAUAGUACCUUCUUUAAAAAAAAAAAAAAAGGAAAAAAAAAGUGUCUGAACAAAAUUGUCUGUCCCCCUUUCACAAAAAAAGGAGCUGUCAGUAUUUUCUAACUAAUCAAGCCCUGACUGUAGAAAAAAAACCACCUUGACAAUCUUUCUUAUUAAUUGCAUUAAAUGAAUACUGCUUUCUGUUUACAUCAAUUCAUUUUGAAACUGUCCUUAUGGUGUGGGGGAGGGAGACAGGUCAGACAAGCAGCAGAGAAAAGCAAAUGAGGUCAAGAAGACAUUUUGGUUUGUGUUGGGUUUGUUUUUUUUUUCCUCAAGAUCACUGCUGCCACUUGAGAGGGUCACCCUUCCUGAGAGUAUUACAAAAUAGUUUGAGGAGGUGAAAACUGGGAAACUUGUUCAGCCUUAGUGUAAAACAAGACUACCUCUCUUAAUUUACAGGGAUGCUACCACUGGUAAGCAUUUGGCUUAGAACUGGUCUUGAAGCACAGGACACUCCAUACAACUGAAUGCAACUCCUUGGCUUCAAAGUAGUGGAUCUUAUAAAUAUUAGCACUUCAUGACUUUCCACUUUGGUGCACAAAAAAAAAGCCUUUCACUUUUCCCCCUGAUGUGGGUUGUUCUGGGAGUUUGUUGGGUUUUUUUGAGUUAAGGAUGACUGAUAUUUAGAAAAGACUAGUCUGCAUAUGUAUGGACAGAUAAUAAAGCUAAGGUCCAGGUUCUACCAUGGUUUUUUGGUGUUUCUAUUGUGUGCGUAACAAAAAGGAAAAAACAAAGUAAGAAAGUCAACCUUUUUUUUUUUUGUUGUUGUUGUAUGAGCUCAGCAGCCUGGAAGUUCAAGGAAAAGUAUCUGUCUUUAUGGACAGAUUGUGAAGUGAAAGUCUUAAUGCUGUAAUGCUGGUAAUCUGGCUUGGUUUUCAACUUGAACAGCAGUUGGAAGUGUUUAGUUUAGCUUCAACGGUUUGUCAAUCAAAUGAAGUGUGUACCGACUGGCUGAAAACAAACAUGUCGUAAGACUUGAAAACAAUAGUGGGAGAGAGCAGAGAAGAAUAUAUUUGACCAGACCUCCAUUGUGCAAGCGAAGAUCUUAAUGCUGAGGUCGGAACAUGGUAUUUUCUUUGCAAAUAGGACAAUUUUUCUUGUAUCUAGGCAGUGAGCACUGCAGCACCUCCAUUGCUUUUCUACAACACUGGCAUAGUGAGUUUGAAAGAUAAACAAUGCAAGGUUGAGGAGUCCAGGGAUAACUGUUAGUUAUCUGGGUGGGUGGUGUUGUUUUGGGGUUGUUUUUUUUUUAAAAAAAGGAAAAAUUCCUUUGCAUUUUGAUAGCACAGCAGUUUGCAUAUUUGUGUGGGAAACAAGGAAAAAAAAAAAAAAGGAAGCUUAGCUCUGAAUCUCCCAAUUCCUUGCCUAGAAAAUUUUUUGCCUGUAAUCCUUUCCUACAGCUUUCAGAUUCACACUGCCUCUGCAUCUGCCUCUGCAUGGAAUGAGCAAAGAUUUCUUUUUCUCAGGAAUAGUGCUUUUACAGAGGUGCACAUAAUGUGCGUGAAAAUAAAGCACUGUUGGUUUGUGUUUCUUUUUUUUAACUAACUUGUGUAUUUCACUUCAUAACUGGAAGCGCCUAUGGUUUUCUUUCCUUUUUAAUUCUUGCGCUUUCAGAUUACCUGGCUGAAUAGAGUAAAACAAUUAAUGAUGUGAUAAAACAUCUGAAAAUUAUUUCUCUUGGAAUUAGGAUGUUGGAAAUAGGAGGAAAUAGUUUGCCUUCUUUAUCCUCUGCCUCUUAGUUUUUUAGAGGAGGAAAAUGAUGAAUCAUAAGAAAUGUAAGAAACUAUAGAGCUUAGGUGUUUUCUCCAUAUUCUAUUUUCCAUAUAUAUCUUUCUUUAUGUCUUAGAAUUAGAAUUUUUAGUACACAUUAUAACAAGAAGAAAUUCCCUUGAGUUUUUCUUAAGGCAAUAGACUUUGCUCUGAAGAUAGCAAUGUUUCCAAUUCCGUGAUGUAGUUCUGUACCAUCCUCCUGGGUUUGGUUUUACACAUAAAAAAUAAUUUCAAAAUUGUAUUCCUUUUUUCUACAGUGUGGUAAUAUAAAUAAUGCUUCUGUCACCUGUUUCAAACAGAAACACAGUGUGAAUAUUUGGAUUGAUACAGUGUAAACAAUGAGCCCUUUUUCAAUUCAGAACGUAGUAACCCUUGUAUGCUCUUAAAAUUACUUUUUAACUGCUUCCCUCUCCCCAGCCCCUCCUAUCUCCAUACCAUAAAGAGUAUUAGGAAGGAAUUUAUUGGGAAAGGUUCCUAGUAUGCUUUCUAAUGACAAGCAAGAUUUCUUCUGAGUCAUUUAACAAAGUCUUUUUAGUACGCUAGAUUUCAUAUAAAAGCCUUUCAGUUUUACCUUAUCACUUUGAAUGUCAUUGGUCAAGACAUUUUAAUAGAAAGACUUGAAUUAUAGGAGCAAUAAUCAAGUAGCACAAAUGAAAUAGUAAUAUAUUCUUGAGUUUUCAUGGCAUCCCUUGCCACUAAAAUUUGGCUUAUAGUAAAAAUGCUGUUAGCGACAUCUGCUAGCGGCACAAACUUCAUCUCAGCUUGUAAAUUGAUACUUAGACUGGCAGAUAUUCAGGUGAGUAUUGCUUUGUUGCUCUGGCAACAAGAAGAGCAAUAGAAACCCUUGAGGAUUCAUUUUUAGCCUACAGCACAUUAAGAAAAAUAAUGUUCUUGAGCAUUUUUUUAUGAAAGAUGAAAUACCAUGACAGACUGCAGUGUUACCAAGUGUAUCUUACUGGUGAUCUCUUUCCCUGAUUUCUUUUUAAGGGAGAGUGCUGUGAGGUAUUUUAUGCUCUCUUAACUAACUUCAGUGAUAAGAUUUAAAAAAAAAAGGGGGGGGGGGGGAGUGAACAACCAGAGUGUUGAGUAAAGAUGGUGCUGGAAAAUAUUCUCUAUUUAUUGUGGAAGACAGGAUGCUCCAAAUCACAGCACUCUUAAAUCAUUCUUUGUACAUGUAUCAAUAUUUCUUGCAGUGUUCUCCUAAUGUGAAUGUAACAUCAUGUACUAUGAAAAUGUCAGAAAGCCGUGUUCUAUUGGAUGCAGCCUUUUAGAUAAUUGAUGCUAUCAAUGCAAUCAUUAGGGAUUUGAAGAUGUGUCAUUUCAGUUCAAGUAGUUAAACCUGAGUUCAGGCAUGGGAAUAUGUUAGUUCUAUCCCACUGCCUUCCCGAGUUUUAGAAAUAUUAUCAUGGGCUUUUUGGCUUAAUUUAAAUGCUAAAGAAAAUAGAUAAAGAAUUUUAAUAAGCCUUUUUUUCAGGUUCUGUAAAAGUAGUUAGGUAGAGGGUAUUGUGUUUUUAAGGUGAAAAAGCUUGCAUUUAGGAUUUGUAUGUCGGAUCAACCUGAACGCAAUAUACCAAGGCAGUGUACCAUUCCAGUUCUCAGCUCUGAGGCUGUGCAGGUUAACUAGUGGUAAUCUCAGAGCUAUCGGUUUUGAUACCUUUUUCACAUCAGUUGCUUAAUUACAGUUAACUCUUUAUCAGCUAAAGUUGACCUUUAGGUAUUCCACCCAGUUACUUGCUAUGUGUUGGCUGGCUAUGUUUCAUUGAAGGAUGAGCCAUUUGUAUACUAACCUUUUCCUUUUAAAUAUGAAAAAGCUUAUGAGACUUGCUUGACACGGCACGUUUCCAGAGAGAGUGGUCCUUAAAUUUUCUGAUAAUCCAAAAUGAUUGUGCUGCUGAAAGCUUCUUUGAUCUCUGUAGAGGUUUCCAACAACUGGACUGGUUGAUUGUCAUAUCCUGAUCUCAGAUGUGAGCCUCAUAUAUAUAAGCAGUAAUAUGAGUUGCAUAAUGAAGGGCACUGGUACAAUGACCUAUGGAGGUAAAAGUAAAGGAAAUUAUGGAAAGAGAAGUAAGCUACCCUUAAUUUCACUUCAUUAAAAAUUGUAAGAGCAUAAAGGAUUGAUCCUUUUAAGAAAGGUCUGUAAAAUUUACCAAGACAUUAGUUCCUGUCAAACUUGACUCUUUGAUUGAUAAAUUGUUCAUUUCUGGCUGCUGAAGUUCUUGCUGCUGUUCAGAGAAGCAAAGACAGAUUGGUAAUGGGGUACAAGCAAUCUUCUGAGCCAGUCAGAUUUUCUGGCUUCUGGGGCCUAAUUAGAUGCUAGGCCAGGCUUGUGAGUAAUCCAGAGUCCUGGUAACGGCUCCUCAGGAACGUUACCUGAAAUAUAAUCGUUGGCUUCAGCUGAACCCAUGGAUAAGAUGGGUCUGUACCACAGCACUAACUGACAGAGGGGCUACAGUGAGCUGAAACUGGCUGAUGGUUGUCAAAUGUGGAGAUGCUAAAUAAUUGAGUCUUCUACCAGGCUUCCAGAUCAAGGCUGAGGGUUCUUGGUAGAGGAAAAUGGGAGAGCGACUACAGGUGCUGACAAGCUGCUGUAAGUGUAACAUCAGUCAGUCACCUGGCUUCUUGGGUAAGGGUUCAAUUGUCUGAAUAUUUUGAAAGCUAGUGUACUUUAAGGUGCCUGUUGCAGUUACUGGGAAUUAUCCACACACACACAAGUGAGUAAGGGGCACAGUCAUCUUCAAGUAGAAUUAUUGGCCUCUCCAUAUUGCAAAGAGCAUAGUGAUAUGUCUUACCCUGAGCAAUAGUAUAUUUGUAAGCAACAAAACAGGCUAUUUUAAAACAUGUUGACAUUGGUGACUGUACAGUAGUCGUGAAGGGUUCUCCUUUUCAUUGUAGCUAGGCUUUAGCUGGAUCUUUGUGGUCAGGUAACAUUUUAAAUACUGGGAGGUUUAGAUUAGACUAUGAAGGCACAUACAGAAUUCUUUUAAGCUAGCCAAAAAGUAAAACACAGAAGGUAAUUGUCAGCAUUUAAAAGAAAGUAGCCCUCAGUAAGUGUUCUCUCCUUUUGACUGAUGAUAAUCACUUGCAACCGAUGUAUUUGAGUAUAGCUGCUGUCCUACUAAUUCACUGGCUUCAAGUCUUUUUUUUCUUAUUGUCUUCUGGCCUCCUUAUUCCCUCCCCCAAAAAAAGUUCCUAAAAGCUGAAGACCCCUGUACGCAAAAUUCAGCCUUCUAACAAAAGAUAUGUUCUUCUUGGUGACCAUUCACAAACCUGUUUUAAAGUAGCUUGUAAGGCUUUAGAAAUUAAGUCUAGAUUGAAAAUACUUGUGUUAUUAUUAGGAGGAGAAUUAAAGCCAAAACUUCAUCUAUAUCAGUGGUCCCCAAAUUUGUGUGCAAAGAACUCCUUUGUGCAUUUGACUACAUUUCCUAGACCUCUUUUUCUUCACACUUGGAAAUACUUAACUGCUUGGUCUUCCCCACUGGUCCUGUACAUUCUCCUUUGUCUGUCCUUAUGAAAUACAGGGGUGGAGAGGAGGACCACAAGGUGCUGUGAAACUUAGUGCCAUUCCCAAGGCAGAUGAUAGCCCCCUCCUUGAAGGCCUUGCUGUUUUUUGUCCUACCGCCAACUGCAGUGGACCCUUACUGUCUGUUGGCUCUUCUUGGUGAGUGAGACACUUCUGCUUUUAACAGUUGAGCAAUGCAGCCUGCUCUGAUUUUACAGUGAUACAUACUUAGGCAAAAUAGUUGAAUAAACUGCAUUGUUUGUAACCAUCCUCUCAUCACAUCCCUCUUUGAGGAAGGAAAUUUUCAUAGGGCCGUGUCAAACCUGUGAAGGGUAUGUUUAUUUUCUGUGUUGUUAGAGAGGAAUUAUAUAGCUGAAUGUUUAAAUGGCCGUAUUUGCAACGUAGCUGUCCUUUGGAAAAUUCUGGAGGGAAGAAAUGAACUCAAAGUCACGUUGAAGUGGUACUGAAAAGACAACUGGCAGUUUCUUGAUAGCACCAAGGCAUGGAUUACUGCAAUAUAUCCUGGGCAAAAUGGCUUUGCUAGCCAAUACUCUGUGUGUGCAUAAGCUAUACAAGACUGACUGUUUAAAUAAGAUAUGUCUGAAACAAGCCGUUCACAUUUUUUAUUGAAAAUUUUAUAUGGAGAUGCAGAAAUCUUUUAACACUACAUCAGCUGUUAUUUGAUAGUUAUUUAGGAAGCGUGGAAAGGAUUUCACCUUUAAGGAAGUAAGUCCAUCUUGUAGAGGCAUUUCUUCACCUGAUUUUUAUGGGUUUUUUAAUAGACAAUGUUUUUAACAUUGACUGAGAGGAAAAUGGGAUCAAAACUUUGAAAAAAAGGGGUAUAGUCUUUUUAACUCAGUCUUCAGGUGAUGUUAGGAAUCUAUCCCACUUAACUGUCAAGCCUCAUUACUGAAUUUUCCAAGAAUUGAUACUUUGUACUUUCAGGUCUUGCCAUUUUCAGAUAAACACUAUGUAAAAAAUCAAAUUUUGUGCUGCUUAAAAUAAAUGAUUAAUUCUUUCAACCUA